Messenger RNA from Myotis lucifugus (little brown bat), 2053 nucleotides. Its product is annotated as E3 ubiquitin-protein ligase TRIM38-like. Gene Ontology annotation, molecular function: protein binding; RNA binding; zinc ion binding. The record is from RefSeq and is a predicted model, not a curated record. NCBI's taxonomy places the organism in Eukaryota, Metazoa, Chordata, Mammalia, Chiroptera, Vespertilionidae. Bases 261 to 1880 code for a protein of 539 amino acids. The transcript is spliced from 5 exons.
AUGGAGAAACAUCCUCGGGUGAGGCUACAUCUGAAUGUUAAAUUCUGUUUCAUUUUAGUGAAUGGAAUUGGGGUCCCCACCCUAGUCCACAGCACAGCUGCACUCUCUGCAGCGUCUACACUGCAGACCUUUCUUCCCUCCAGAUAAGACCUCAAGGCCCGUGAGGCCUGGCAGCCGGGCGCCCACAGGAAGUACGGGGUCGGUGCGCCGCCUCCGCUGUGGGAGCCUCUGGGUCCGGCAUUGCAGCUUCCGGCAGAGGCAUGGCAUCGGCCUCUGCCAGCAAGAAGAUGCGGGAGGAGGCCACCUGCUCCAUCUGCCUGAACCUGAUGGCCGAGCCCGUGAGCAUCAACUGCGGCCACAGCUACUGCCAGGCCUGCCUCCUGUGCUUCAUGGGCCUGAACUCCUCUCAGCGGAGCCAGAGGGACACCAAGACCUUCUCCUGCCCCCAGUGCCGGGCUCCCUUCCGGAAAGGCAGCCUGAGGCCCAUCAAGCAGCUGGGUAGCCUCAUCGCCGCCCUCCGGGAGCAGGAGCAGGAGCAGGAGCUGUCCUGCCAGGAGUAUGGGGAGCGGCUGCAUCUCUUCUGCGAGGACGAGGGCCAGCUCAUCUGCUGGCGCUGUGAGCGCGAUGGGCGGCACAAGGGCCACAACACGGCGCUCGUGGAGGACGCGGGCCCUGGCUACAGGGAAAAGCUCCAGGAAGCAGUGAGGAAACUGAGGCAGCUGGAAGAGGAAUGCACGAACCAGAAAGCUUUCACGGCGAAGCAGAUCACCCAGUGGAAGGAGAAGAUAGAGGCUCAGAGACAGAAAAUCCAGGUGGACUUCCAGAACCUGCACAGCUUCCUGAGGGAGGAGGAGAGGUCGUACCUGUGGAGACUGGAGAGCGAGGAACAGCGCACUCUGCAGAGACUGAGGGGCAGUGAGGCCGACCUGGGGCAGCAGAGCCUCGAGCUCGAGAGCCACAUCCUGGAGCUGGAGGAGCGAUGCCAGGGCUCCUUCCAGAAGCUGCUGCAGCCUGGCAGUUGUGACACUGACAUGGAACAGUUUGCAGAGACCCUGAGUGGCCGGGUCACCACGGACGAGGCUUUGGAAGAACUUGUGGGCCUCAUCUAUCAACAGGCCAUGUCCGUGCCAAGGUUCCGCAGCGGGGGAGCUCGCCUGUGUGGUUACCUGUCCCGUCACCUGACCAUUCGCUCACAGAGGGGCAGCUUCCGCCAAGUGCUCCUUCAAAGAUGUCAGGCUGAUUAUGAGCCUAGAGAUCAAGCUGCCAAGGGGGAUGAAGCAGCUCGGAAACGAUUCCAUGGAAAAGGAAGUGUUCUCGGCGCGCAAAAACCAAAUCUUUGUUUUCCUCCCUCCCUUGCAGUGGGCGUGACUCUGGAUCCAGAAACAGCGCAUCCGGAACUAAUUGUGUCCCAGGAUCAGAGACAAGUGACGCGGGGCCCCCAGCGCGAGGCGGACACCUCUCCCUGGAGGUUCAUGGCCUCGCCCUGCAUCCUGGGCCGGCAGAGCUUCGCGUCCGGGCGGCGGUACUUCGAGGUGGACGUGGGCGAGGGCACGGGCUGGGACGUGGGCGUCUGCCUGGAGAGCGUGCAGCGGCUCGGGGGGACCACGCAGAGGCCCGAGACCGGCUUCUGGGCCCUGCGGCUGGGCGCCAAGGACGGCUACGUGGCGCUGACCUGGCCGCGCACGCCGCUGCGCCUGCAGGAGCGGCCCCUGGUCGUGGGGGUUCUCCUGGACUGCGAGGUGGGGCUUGUGUCCUUCUACAGCGGGACCUCGGGCUCGCACAUGUUCACCUUCCCCAGGGCCGCCUUCCCGGACGCCCUGCGGCCCUAUCUCCAGGUUUACCCGUAUUCCCCCCUGUUCCUGCCCAGCCCGGACGAGUGAGGAGAGCAGGAGAGAGAAUGAGUGAAGGCCUAGGGCGGGGUUCGGGCCUGUGUUCUCCAUGCGGUUUCCCUGCCCAGACAAUGCUGGGCUGUGAGUGGGUCCUGGAUACAUCUGCGGGGGGUAGGGGGCGGGGGAUGGACAGAGAGAGAGAAAGCUGGGCUGGGUGGCUCAGU